Molecule: messenger RNA, 1776 nt
Organism: Brassica rapa (field mustard)
Lineage: Eukaryota; Viridiplantae; Streptophyta; Magnoliopsida; Brassicales; Brassicaceae
Product: replication protein A 70 kDa DNA-binding subunit C-like
Source: RefSeq, a predicted model, not a curated record
CUAAACGUUUAAUGAUCACUAUAAAUAAUAAGACGAUCAACUAAUACCUCCUAUGUCCGCAAAAAAAAAACGUACACUCGUAUGGCUAUGAUUACCUCAGACCCGACGAUGACUUUGCUCAAUGAUGUCAAACCAUACAAAACAUCUUGGAAGGUCGAAGUUAAAGUCCUGCAUUCAUGGACACAACAUUCAUCUUAUUCUGGUGGAGAUUCUCUUCAGUUCAUUCUUGCUGAUAAAACAGGAGUUAAGAUUCAUUGUACCUGCAAGAGACUCUUCUUUGCUCGUGUUAAGAAACUUCAAGUUGGACAAUGGAGGUUCAUUGAAAAUUUCUCACUAACCGCAGCUGCCGGAAAGUACCGACCGACAAGUCAUAAGUACAAAAUGUCGAUCAUCAGCAACUCCAACGUCACCAAUUCCACCCUGAAAGAUGAGGAUAAUUUUCUGUCAUUAACAUCUUUCACAGAAAUCAUGAACGGAAGUCUUGAUUCUAAUUUUUUGAUUGACGUUAUUGGUCAACCAAUUGAUAUCGGAGAUAUUCAGGUUGUGCCUGUGCAAGGUAAAGAAACAAAGAAGCUUGAGUUUACUUUGAUAGACACAGAGGAUCACCAAAUAGCAUGUUGUCUUUGGGGCCGGUUUGCUGAACAUAUGCUAUAUGCAUACAAAGUUGCUCAAGUCAAUAAGAAUUUUCUCUGUUUAGUGAGAUUUGCUAAAAUCAAUGUUUACAAGGGACAAGUUCAGGUUACAAAUGCUUUUGAUUCUUCCACUGUCGAAAUAAAUCCACCCGGAUUUGAUGUCCAAGACUAUCUUCAAGUGUUGCCUAGGAACGAGCUUGCUCUCACAACUGGUAGUCAUGAGCUUGCAAAACAUAAAGGAAGCAAACGCCAACCUGAUAAAUGGUCUAAUUAUCCUGAGAGAUCAAUUCUGGAUAUCAUUAUGGCGACUGAGACUGAAACCUGCAUUGUUAAGGGCACAAUUUAUGAAAUAGACACAGACUGGGCUUGGUUUUAUUUUGGUUGUGUUAAGUGCCACUUCAAAAAGGUUACCGACAUUACCAAAAGGGAUGUGGUUCCUGUGAAACAUCUGUGGUAUUGUGAUUCAUGCCAUCAGUCUGUAACCAAUGUUGCACCUCAGUUUAAACUCCAUCUACUUAUAAAGGAUGACACUGGUGAAACUAAGGUGAUGCUGCUUGAUACUAUUGCUGAACCAAUUUUGGGAGUGAGUGCUGAAGUGCUAUUAGAUGGUUCUCUAGAAGAGGUUGAAGAUCCUGAAGACUUGCCUGCUGCUAUUAAUGAGCUUAUUGGAAAAACUUUCAAAUUUGGUGUCUAUGUGAGCAAAGACAAUGUUGACUAUGGAGCUGAUAUAUUUAACAUUGGGAAAACAUGGUCUGCUGAUGAGAUCAUAACUCACUCGGAUGAUGAGAAUACUGAUGAUACGUUGACUAACAGAGCUUUAUCUAACCGUUCCUCAGGACAGGUCUCUUUGGUCAGCAUGGAAAGUGAAGAGAACACAUGUUUGUCGUCAACUCCACUAUCAAAACGAAAGGGAGAAUGUGAGAUUGAUGAUCUUUCUUCUACCAAUAAGAAACAAUGCUCAAAGAUAAUUAAGCAGGAAAAGAAGUAGUGGUGGAGAAAACUGAGAUGCUACGUGUUUUGUUUUUGCUUUUAAUAAUCGUUUUAUUUUCAGAAACUAUGUUUUUUUGAAUUUUCUAUUAUCUGGUUUAUUUCCAUAUGCUGUAUUGUUUUGUUUUUAUCAAUAAAGAGGAUUUUUUAAUAAUAA